AUGAAGUCGACGACGCUCCUUCUCGCCCUCGGCACCAUCAUCCCCACGCCCGCCGCCGGCCUGUCUCCCGGCAAACGCCAAGAUGGCUCGCCACGCGUGCUUGGUCUCAACCUGCGUCGCCAGGUAGUCCGCGACCCGAUAGCCAAUGAUGCCAAGCGGCUACGGAAGCGCGCCGGAUCAGUCAACGCUACCAUGGACAAUCAUGAGAUUCUCUACUUUCUCAACGGCACCCUGGGCAACCCGCCGCAGCCCGUGCGGAUGCACUUGGACACUGGCAGCAGCGACCUGUGGAUCAACACGGCCAAAUCCGACCUGUGCUCGCUCAAGUCGCGGCCAUGCGCCGCCUCGGGCACCUAUAAUGCCAACUCAUCCUCAUCUUACAACUACAUCGGAAGCUUCUUCAAUAUCUCGUACGUGGACGGCUCCGGCGCCUCGGGCGACUAUGUCACCGACACCCUCCGCCUCUUCGGCCAGGAGAUCCAGAACUUUCAGUUUGGCGUCGGCUACACCAGCACCUCGCCCCAGGCUGUCCUCGGCGUCGGCUAUCCCGCCAACGAGGCCCCCAUCGCGCGCUUUAAAAAGACGCAGUACGACAACCUGCCGGCCAAGAUGGCCAAGGACAGCAUCAUCGCCUCGAGUGCGUACAGCCUCUGGCUCAACGACAUCGACGCCCAGGACGGCACCAUCCUCUUUGGCGGCAUCGACAAGGCGCGCUUCAAGGGCCAACUCGUCAGCCUGCCUAUCCAGAAGGUCGACGACCAAUUUGUCGAGUUCUACAUCACCUUGACGGGCCUCAGCGUCGGCGGGACCACGGCGGGCGACAACAUGGCCCUUGCCGUCCUCCUCGACUCGGGCUCCUCCUUCACCUACCUGCCCAACAACCUGAUCCAGCCCAUCUACAAGGCCCUCAACGCCCAGUUCGAGCAGGGUGACGGCGUCGCCUACGUGCCCUGCUCACUGCGCAACCAAGACACAAACCUAACCUUUCGCUUCAGCGAUCCGGCCGUCAUCGACGUGCCCCUCCGCGAGGUGGUCAUCGACCCGACGGAGCUGCCCUCGGGUCGGCCCAUGGCCUUUGGCGACGGCACGCCGGCCUGCUACUGUGGCAUCCUGCCCUCUGACAACUCCAUCAGCGUCCUUGGCGACACGUUUCUGCGCAGCGCCUACGUCGUCUACGACAUGGGGAACAACAAGAUCUCUCUGGCCAAGACGAAUUUCAAUGCCACCGGAUCGGACAUUGCGGAAAUUGGCACGGGGGCCAACGCGGUGCCACAGGCCGUCGCGGCGCAGAAGCCGGUCGCGGCGACCUCGGGCAUUCCCGACCGGUCGUCGCGCAACGGCAACUCGAACAAGAAUGGCGCCGCGGGCGUCCCGGCGCCCUCGCUGGCCCCGGUGGCGCUGACCCUGGCCUUGAGCUUGCUGGUAGGAUUCGCUGGCUUUGUUUCGUGA
Hirsutella rhossiliensis is the source of this 1449-nucleotide messenger RNA. Its product is annotated as eukaryotic aspartyl protease domain-containing protein. The transcript is spliced from 2 exons. The coding region runs from base 1 to 1449 and encodes 482 amino acids. Gene Ontology annotation, molecular function: aspartic-type endopeptidase activity. Lineage: Eukaryota; Fungi; Ascomycota; Sordariomycetes; Hypocreales; Ophiocordycipitaceae. Gene Ontology annotation, biological process: proteolysis. The record is from RefSeq and is a predicted model, not a curated record.